Molecule: messenger RNA, 4482 nt
Organism: Drosophila bipectinata
Lineage: Eukaryota; Metazoa; Arthropoda; Insecta; Diptera; Drosophilidae
Product: mucin-2
Source: RefSeq, a predicted model, not a curated record
AACAAUUCGUGCCGCGUGCGCGUUCGUGAACACUCGGAGAGCGAAACUGCGAAAUAUAUUUUAAAAACAGACCUAGACUAAAAACAAACAGAACCAGAAACAAUCAAAAUAAGCCACGUACAGAGGUGGCAAAGUGGUUAUCCUUUCGAACAGAAACCUACGAACAAAGGCACAAAACAUGUCGCCGGGCGGCCUGCUGAAGAUCCUGGGAUUAUGCCUGGUCAUCAGUCUGGGAAUGCGAUGCGAUGCCAGAGCGGUUAAUGUCAGCAACACCUGGACAAUGCCGCAGGAGGGGCUGAAUGUCUUCUACCGAUUCUUCAGGGAUCGCAUAUCCUGGUUCGAGGCGGACGCCGUCUGCCAGUUCCAUCACGCCAACCUGGUGACAGUCGACAACAGUUUUCAAUUCGAUGCAACGCGCGACCUGCUGAGGGAAUUGGAUGUGAACGACAUCGUUUGGAUUGGUCUCAUGCGACCGCAGAACUCGGAUCGUUUUAUGUGGUCGAACUCACGUCCUCUGGUAGCCGACACAGGAUACUGGGCCGAGUCCCUGCCCCUAAUGGACGCCCCCCUCUGCGCCGUAAUCGAUCCCAUUCGCGAUUAUCGCUGGCACGCCCUACGCUGCGGUGGUCCCGAGACCGCAUCCUUUUUGUGUGAGAUGCCAGUGCCCAGCUGGGCGGACGCCUGCAUUCUCAAGGACAUGCCCAACCUGACCAUGCAGUACAUGGCGGACACGGCCAGCAUCGAGUUGAUUCGCAACUGCCAGGAGGAGGGCUUGCUGAGACACACCUGCAAGGGCAAGGAUGACCGCGAGCGCGCCAUCCGGCAGCUGAUUUGCCCGAAGGAGCGCCUGGAGGCGCAGCGCAUCAACGACAUCACCAACUCGCACUUCAAGUCCCUGCAGAUCAUCAAGAACAUCCGGACGGACAACAACGAGAACAACGACAUCGACCUGCUGCCCAACUACGGAGCCCGGUCCGGCAUGGCCAUCAACAUCGAGGUAGCGCCCCCAGGGGAGCUCAUGCAGGCGGACGCGCCCGGUACGGUGUCCGUGUCGGGACUCUAUCGGAUCCCCGACCAGGUGCCCAAGCCGGUGAAGAAGGCCGCCAAGAAGGUGAUCGCCCCGGACUUUGCCAAGAAGCUGCAGAGCCACCAGCACCACCAGCAGCAGCAACAGCAGCAGCAGAAGUCGCGCAAGUCGCACCACCAGCCGGAGAAGGACCAGCAGCAGGACGAGGAGAUGAUGAUGGGGGAUCAGCCGGCGCUGAGCGAGGAGCAGCUGCCUCCGGGCAUUCCCGAAGACGACAGCAACAGCGAUGCCUCCAACGAGAUAUUCGAGCACUUGCCCCACAAGAAGAAGAUCCUGCCGCAGGACCUGCGCACCAUGUCGCCCAUCGUCGAGGUGGCCACAGCCACAACAACAACAACAACAACUACUACCACUGCUAGGCCGGCGACUCUGACCACCCCGACCCAGGGAACGGCCACCACCGAGGCUGCCCCUUUGAAGGUGACCACACCAAAGGCCCAGGACACCACAAGCUCCCAGGCGCCAGCAACAACAACCAGGCCAACAACAACUACAAGCAGAUCCACAACAACAACAGCAGCAGCCACGACAACAACCACAGCCAAACCUGAGGAAGCGACAACCACUACAGCGAAGCCCGAGGUGAAAACAACACAGAAGCCAGAGGAGCCGAGUACCACCACGAAGCUGGAGCUGGAAACAACUACAGUGAAGCCCACUACAGUGAAGUCAGAGCCGGAGACAACAGAGCAAGAGGCAGCCACCACCAGUACAGUGAAGCCGGAGCCAUCGACAUCUACAACCACCGUCAGGGCAACCACCACUGCUCCAAUUGGAACAACUACUACUAAGGCCGCCAUUACAACGACCACCCACGUUCCCGGCCGAGCCACGCCCACGGACGCCAGCGGCAGUGGCAGUGGAAGCGGCAGCGUCGGACAUCCCAUACAUCCCGCACAGCAGACGCCGCAACAGCAACAGCAGCAGCACGAGCUGCAACAUGCAACACAUGUCAAGGAGUCCGCUGACAAUUCGCACUUUAUUCCGCCAAUGCUGCUGGUGAAGUCGCACUAUGUGCCGCCGUCGAAGCACGAGCAUGGCCAGGAGCACAAGGGCUUGCAUGGAACAACCACAACUACGGCACCAGCCACAACAACAACGCCAGUAGCAGCCACAACAACAAGGCCAGAGCAGGAAACGAAGCCAUCAACAGCAACGUCAACCGGAGGACUGACAGCGGCAGCAUCUGAAAAAGCCACACCACCAGCAGGAGCAGCAGGAGCAGCCGUAGUGACAACAGCAGCAACAUCCAUAGUAGCAUCAGGAACAGCAACAGUAACAACAUCCCCGCUGGCUGAAGAGGCGACAACAGUCAAUAAAGCCACGACAGGCGUGAAAAUAGCUGAAGACACGACAGAAACGCCAGCAACACCUGCAGCACCUGCAACAUUGGUAAUUGCCAGUGAGAAGCCAUCAGCAACAUCAGCAACAGCAGCAGCAACAACCGCAGCUAAUGAAAUCAAAUCGAAUGCAACAACAACUGUGACACCAGCAACAACUCACCAAAUGGCUACCGAGAAGAGGGAUAAGGAGGACGACGGUGAAGGAUCAACCGGAGAAGGACAUAGCCAGGGAGAGACAGCCACCACAAGACACAAUUUCCUGGAGGAAACCGAGGCGCCAUUCAAGCCAAAUCGACGACGCUCGCUAACCAAACCGGAAACGGUUAGCUACUUCAAGAAGAUCCUGGGCUAAAAAGCAGCAGGAAUCCGGGUAUUCGCGAGUCCCUGACUCCGGGAAUCCACAAUAGUAACCGUAAUCGUAAACGUAAUCGUAACACACACACAUUACACCCUAACACCCCCACAACCCCACUUUAUCAAAACACAAAGAAAAAAAAAAGAAUAGAAAAAAGAGCACAAAGAUAAAGAUAAAGAGAUACCGAUAAAGAUAGCGAUACAGAGGCUCCUCCUUGGCACGUAAUUGGUCUUCAAAAAUCAGGAAAAUCAGGAAAAUCGGUGAAAAUGCGAGGCUGCAUGCCGGGGUGCCAGUAAAUUGAAUCAGUUGGUAAAGCAACCGGUCCUCCCUCCAUACCUUGAUCUGGCUUACCUAACCCGGAACCUCCUGAAAUCGCAUUCCAGGCCAUUUCCUCACAAGAUUCCAAGCCCAAACCACCAAACCACCCCAGCCCAUCACAGCCAACCCAUCCAUCCGCCCACCCAUAUCCACAUUCCGACCAAAAGUUUGUGCAACUCCAACCCGCUCGCUGUUGCCGGAAAUCCAAGCUGUUAGUCAACGCCAAGCGGAAACGGAAACGAAAACGAGAACGAGAGCGAGAAGAAAACGCAAAGAAAACUCAACUCAAGUUGGCAGACGGUUCCAGUUGCAAGCACCAAAUAUGUCAAUUUCUCACCGGCAAGGGCCAUGGAGCAUGGGGCACGGGGCAUGGGGCACGGGGCAUGGACAGAAAAAUGAUGAAAAUAAAAACAAGCAAAGCACGCACACACAAAUACACGAAUAGACAAACACUUGAAUGCUCGUCAAGAUGUACUAUUACUAUGUUUAUGCCGGGAGAUGUUCAUGAAUUCUAUAUAGAGAGAUCUUGAAUUUAAACCUUUUCGUCUUAGACUUUAUCAGCAGAAUUUUUAGCUUUUUAAAAUUAAAAUAGUUAUUGGAAUCCUUGGACCUCCUUAGAAACUAGAAACUUUAAAGAGCUUAGAGCUCGAACUUGAAAGAAAGAAAUAUCAGGCCAAGGUUGGUUCUUUUAUAGUUCAACAAAGACCUUGAACCUAUGCUAUAUAAUCCUCUAUUCAAGUCAUGAAAAGUUCAUCAAGUCUCCGGCAUAAACCUAGAAGUAGACUCUUCUGGGGGAAAAAAAAGUAAACCCAUAGAGCCAUAGAGACAUGGCAACGACGAGGAGCCACAAACAAACGUAUGGAGUCUGUCAAAGAGCAGCCAGAGCCCUGGCAGCAGAAAUAAAAAAUAUUAUAUAAACAGAGAAUACCGCCCGGGGGGGAGCCGGGGUGGAGACCCCAAACAGACACCGAGUGUGUGUAUUGCAAAGGCCAAAUCUAAAGUACUAAAUACUAAGAAAAAGUGUUUACAAGCGUAUACAAGGGGCGCUUGUUUUGGAAUUCUGUCUACUUUGCCUAAGAGCCAAAUGUGUGGUUACAUCUGGCCUGGUCUGGUCUGUCCUGAAAAAUGGUGAAACUUUCACACACAAAAAAGUCCAGCAAGUAGAAAGUACCAGCCAGAAUUUAAAGCCCAUUUAGAGAUUUUUGAGAAUCCAGCAACCAAGAGGUUUCAGCUUGUCACUUUCUUUAGAAUUUCCCUCGACUUCAGGCCAAGUAGACGGCAAUCCAAAACAGAAACCGCUAAGCAUAUUACAUAUUACCUAUAAAUUAUGAAGAUAUGACAUAGAUGUUGUUUUUUUUUUUUUUGGUGGGGAUCGGAAA